UAUUAUUAUUCAUAAUAGUAAUGGAACUCGAAGCGAAACAAAUAGCAACAAGUUCACUUUCUAAAGAUGUCACGUCUUAUUGGUCAAAGAAAUUAUAUGAUAAAUGGAUAACAGCUAGUGUCGAUCCAAAAUCAUAUUAUACUCAUAUUUUAAAAGUGGCAACUAACUAUGAACAAUGGGCAGAAGCUGCAGCAGCACUUGAUGAAUAUGAAGGUAAUGACGAAUGGAAAAAGGAUCCUGUUUCUACUGAAUAUGAUUGGGAACUUGUUCAGAAUCGUUUAAAUCAACUUCGAAUUGUACGAGACCAAAAUAAUCCUAGUGCUAUGAUAUUUCAACUACGGACAAGUUUAGCUCGGAAUUUAGGUGAUAUGGGAAAAUCAACGUUAUAUGCUCAUUCUAGAGUGGGUACAAAAGUAUUGAUUUCUACUUAUAUUGAGGAAGUCACUAAACAAUUAAAUUGGAUUUGUGAUGAAACAAGUGAAUUGGAUUAUCAAGCAAAACAUGAUUUCUUUAUGAAUAUUCGACAAAGUUUUGGAAGAACAGCUCUUUUAUUAAGUGGUGGUGGUACUUUAGGACUUUAUCAUCUUGGUGUAUUGAAAUGUUUAUUCAAUGCCAGAUUGUUACCUCGAGUGAUUUCUGGUGCAUCAAGUGGAAGUAUCAUGGCUGCUUUACUUUGUACAAAAACUGUAGAUGAAAUACCUCAUAUGUUUGAUCCUACUGCUGUGAAAUUAGAUGUAUUUGAACGUGAUGGAUACCCUGAUACCCCAUUUAUGCGUUUGAAAAGAUUAUUAUCAGAUGGUCAACUUUAUGAUGUGGAAAUUUUGACAGAAGCCAUGAAAGUGAAUUUAGGUGAUGUUACUUUUCAAGAAGCUUUCAAUCGAACAAGAUGGAUUUUAAACAUUACCGUGAGUUCUUCAACUGUAUAUGAUAUGCCUCGAUUGUUAAACUACUUGACUGCUCCCGAUGUGGUGAUUUGGUCUGCUGUUGCUGCUUCAUGUGCUGUACCUGUUUUUUAUGGAUCAUCACCUCUUUAUGCAAAAGAUAAAAAUGGCAAUAUUGUGCCUUGGAAUCCUAGUGAUCAACUAUACAUUGAUGGGUCUGUGGAAAAUGAUCUGCCUAUGAAUAGAUUAUCAGAACUUUUCAACGUCAAUCAUUUUAUUGUGUGUCAAGUUAAUCCACACGUGAUACCUUUUCUACCAAAGUCGAAUGCCAUUUCUCCUAUUAGACAAGCAGCUAGUUUUUGGAUGCAUCUUGCCAAUACUGAAGUUCAACACCGCUGUACUCAGUUAACCGAGCUAGGUAUUUUCCCCUCCAUCUUCUCGAAAAUGAAAGCUGUCAUGUCCCAAAAAUAUUCUGGUGAUAUUACCAUUGUACCUGAUGUGAAUUAUACAGAUUUUUUCAAAGUAUUAUCCAAUCCUUCGCAAGAAUUUGUUGCUCAUGCUAUUGCUCAAGGAGAUCGUGCUACCUGGCCAAAAAUGUCCAUCAUCAAAAAUCAUUUACAGAUUGAAUUAACCAUAGAUACCAUACUUUAUCGACUUCGAUUACGUCAUAUUUCUCAAAUCCCUGCUCCUUUGCCUGCUCCUAGACCUCAUCUUGAAACAAGAUCGACCUCUUUAUUGAGUUUCGCCACCACAAGUCAUCACGAAAAGGUCGAUCAUAGUCAAAAGAAAUAUCAUGAUGAUGAUGAUGAUGAUAAUGACGGUAACGAUGAUGAUGAUGAUUGUACAACAAAGGAUACCAAACAUGGAAAGAUAUCAACUAUGAAAACUACUGUCUCCACUGUAUCAAACAGAAAAGCAGCAUCGAAAUAUAGACAGUCGACCAAACGUGAUUUAUGGAUGACAUCGAACUGAUUUACAACAAAUAUAUCAAAAAGGAACGAUUAGAUAGAAUAAUAAUAAUGAACUCGUUGUAAUAAAGACUAUAUAGAUCAUGAUGUUUGAUUGAUGACGAUCGAUGAUAUCUAUACUAUGAUGAUGAGUAUUCCGGGGGGUCUAUUUUAGUUAUUCAUAAAUAUUAUCCUUAGCUAUUGCACUAUG
Messenger RNA from Halteromyces radiatus, 2039 nucleotides. RefSeq names its product acyl transferase/acyl hydrolase/lysophospholipase. Gene Ontology annotation, biological process: lipid metabolic process. NCBI's taxonomy places the organism in Eukaryota, Fungi, Mucoromycota, Mucoromycetes, Mucorales, Cunninghamellaceae. Gene Ontology annotation, molecular function: triacylglycerol lipase activity. The record is from RefSeq and is a predicted model, not a curated record. Bases 21 to 1853 code for a protein of 610 amino acids. The transcript has 14 exons.